Molecule: messenger RNA, 356 nt
Organism: Terrapene triunguis (Three-toed box turtle)
Lineage: Eukaryota; Metazoa; Chordata; Testudines; Emydidae
Product: adenine DNA glycosylase-like
Exons: 3
Coding region: 3-356 (117 amino acids)
Biological process (GO): base-excision repair; mismatch repair
Cellular component (GO): nucleus
Molecular function (GO): adenine/guanine mispair binding; purine-specific mismatch base pair DNA N-glycosylase activity; 8-oxo-7,8-dihydroguanine DNA N-glycosylase activity
Source: RefSeq, a predicted model, not a curated record
CGAUGAGUAAACUCCGGGCAGCAGCUCGCAGCGGGCGGGGACUCCAGCAGCGUGCAGGGGAAGUGAGGAAAUCCCCAAGGAGGUGCAGGGAGAAUGUAUCAUCCCAUAAAGGCAUGCUUCCUCCAGUGUCUGCGUACCAUCUCUUCAGCCACCUGGCAGAAAUCGAGGCCUUUCGGAAGAAUUUGCUUGCCUGGUACGACAAAUGCAAGCGUGACCUUCCCUGGAGGAAAUUGGCUGCAAGCGAAUCAGAUACUAACAGACGAGCAUAUGCAGGUGAGACAGAGAGAACACAGGCUGUCUGCUUGGGCUUCUUUUCUCAGGCAGAAGGUUUGUCGCGGCAUAUCGUCUUUGCCUAG